Vanessa tameamea is the source of this 604-nucleotide messenger RNA. RefSeq lists its product as uncharacterized. The transcript has 4 exons. The record is from RefSeq and is a predicted model, not a curated record. Bases 38 to 571 code for a protein of 177 amino acids. Lineage: Eukaryota; Metazoa; Arthropoda; Insecta; Lepidoptera; Nymphalidae.
CCAUAGACUUUGUUUGCUUCGAAAGAGACUUGAGGAAAUGCCUGGGUGCAAUUUUUAUCUUUAUGUAUAUGAUAACAAAACGGUUAAAACUGAUAAAAUAAAGUUCUUCACUAAUUUAUACAGAGAUAUCGCCGACAUAAUUGAUCUGAUCAAACCUGAAAUUCAUGCAUCGAUGUUUAUCGGUAUUAUCUGCAGUUUACCAAAAUUGAUUUCUAACGUUUAUCAUAUAUUGUUGGUGAUCGAGAACCGUGAACCUGUAGAAUCUAUCGGAUUCACCGUCAUACAUUUAUGCCAAGUAUGUUUUCUUCUGUUUUCGCCGUGUAUCGUGGUGGAGUUACACUUGAUGGAAGUUGAAAAAAUUCGGACAGUUUUAAUCCACCACCUUAUAUGUGAAACAGAUCCAAAAACAAAAGAAGACUUAGAAAUAUUUCUUACAUACACAAACAUAAGGUCAUUUCAAUGUAAAAUAUGGCGAUGUAUACCGUUAAAUAUUUCGCUACCUAUAGAGAUUGCCAGCGUGUGCUCGUCUACGAUUAUUGUCUUAAUUAACUUCACACAUUUAUUUGGUUAAAUGUAAUAAUAAAAUUUGACGAUUAAUUACGAA